This is a messenger RNA of Thelazia callipaeda (thelaziosis nematode), 1221 nucleotides long. The record is from the annotation of a GenBank genome assembly. NCBI's taxonomy places the organism in Eukaryota, Metazoa, Nematoda, Chromadorea, Rhabditida, Thelaziidae.
AUGGACCUCUCUGAUGAUGUCUGGAGUGUCAUUUUCUGUCAUCUAGAUGUGAAAUCGCGAAUCAAUGUCUCUUGCAUUAGUAAACGAUUUAGUUCAUUAUUUUGCUCUUGGCCGGAUGUUACGAUGCUGUCGAUUAAAGAUGAUAGUUCAUGUAUUGCUGGCGAAAAUUUUAAAUGUGCCACAGAAUGUGACCUAAACGUACAUUUGCAGUUAAUCUUAGAACACUGUCCUAAUUUGAAUAAUAUCACAAUACAAACGACUCAAAGUGACAGACGCUUACGACAAUUGGCGAAAAUUGAGCAUCUUAACGUUCUCACUUUAACAACUUCCCAGAUUAACUCAAUUAGUCAGGGAUGCUUAGGUGCAUUGUGCACGGCAAAAUUACGUAAGCUGUGCAUAUUGCAACGUUAUGAUGAAAUGAAAAGCAUGCGUAACGUUUUACGUCGAAAUCAUAUGACGCAAAUCAGUUCAUCCCCACUAGUUUCUUUGCAACUCAGUGGUAUCGUAUUAAAACCGGAUAUAUUUAGUAAGCUAUGCGAAGCGUUAAAACAAACUCUUCACGAAUUGCUUAUUUCUGGUACACUCUGUAAUCCACCUGAUUUGGAUCAGUAUAUCUCAGCGAUCGGAAUGCUUAAGCGUCUAAAAGUGCUCGAUAUUCCACCAUCACUUUUUUCUUGUUGUCAUCGAAGUUUACCUCCUAAAAUGGCUAUUCUGAAAAGUUUAAUUUUAAAAAAGCUUUCCAUUUAUGUGCACUACUAUAGCGCAUCAAAUAUGGCUGAUUUUUUAAAUAUUUUGCCUAAAACGCUAGAAGAUUUGGUAUUAUUCCGUACCACUGAAUUAGACCAAGCAACAUGGCUGAAAGAUUUUGAAGAAGUAAACUUCAAGGUCCACCUUUGUCGACUGGACGACAUUAUUCUCGAACCUUCUUGGAUGUGUGAUCGAUAUGAACUUCUCACCCAUACGCUUUGGCUACCACCAUAUAACUUUGCACACAAUUUCUCACGAGCUGACCUUCCAGCGGAAUGGUAUCAGGAUGUACUAUCUGUGAUUAAAGAAGUAGAUGAACGCCAGGAACUCAUUACAGCUCAUCACAAUUCCUCUUCCUCUAGUCGAUCCGAACGGUUCAUUACCGUACCAAUAGGUAAUGUAGACAGCGUAACAGCCCUUAAUACUGCUAGUACGCGUACCGCUCUUUCUUUUCGUGACGGUGGUAUAGAAUGA